Messenger RNA from Helobdella robusta, 1266 nucleotides. RefSeq lists its product as hypothetical. The record is from RefSeq and is a predicted model, not a curated record. NCBI's taxonomy places the organism in Eukaryota, Metazoa, Annelida, Clitellata, Rhynchobdellida, Glossiphoniidae. The transcript has a single exon. Bases 1 to 1266 code for a protein of 421 amino acids.
AUGCAUGAUUUUUGUACUGCUACUGCUGCUGAUGACAAUUUCAAUAAGAGCUGCUUCCAUUCCUCCAUCAAACAGUUUCUGACAGAUUUAUGCGAGUUGGCCGUCAUAUAUAACUACAAGCUCGAUAUCUAUGGUAGCAUCCACGUUCUAGCAGACGGCUUAGAAUUUUCCAAUUUGUUACUGAAUGAACAUUUGGAGAAGCAGAAGGAGAACAAGCAAUCUCUCAUUAACAACAAAGUGAGCAACAACAAAACCAACAUCAUGCAUACCAGCAACAUGAAUAACAACGAUAACUUACAUAAUAGCAACAUCACUGAUGACUCUUCUCAUAGUUUGAUGAAUGAAAGUUGCCAAUCCAAGUUGAGUGACAGCAUAAAACAAAUAAAUUCAUUCUCCAAACUUCUUUAUCAAAAAAAUGGCUGUCUAAAGAAGAAGAAUAGAAGAAAGCAUUUAGAAGUUGUUAAUAAAAUGUUAAUUGCAGAUUUGGAAAGCAAAGAAGAAACAGUUUACAAUGAUGAUGAAAAUAAUUUUUUGAUAGAAAAUGAUGCACAGCCAACUGAAAAAGUUCUUCAGACCCAUCAUAAAUCAACGAUGGAUGAAGAAGAAGAGCAUCUGAUUGACCCAAAUAUUUCUUUAUCUAACAUUCAGCAAUCAGCUGGUGACAACAACAGUUCUCAAAAUGUAAUCACAGACAUAAUCAAAUCUUAUUUGAUAAAUAUGGGUGAAUCCAGUGAAAUAACUAAGGAUGAUCAAAUUGAAUCAAACAUUUAUUCCUGUUCAAUUUGUAAUGCACAGCUAAAUUCAGUGGAAUCAUUUGAAAUCCAUAUGAAGUUUCACUCUUUGCUUAUAAAAUCAGAAGAUAUACUAGAAAGCUUAUCAAAUAAUUCUAACUAUCUUUCAGGUAUUAACAUAAACAGCAGUUUUUACUCUAGCAUAUUCAGCAAUUUUACUAACGAUGUAAUUGCAAAAUGUAAUGACCAUGAAUCUUACAAUGAAAUGUUCUCUAUAAAAGAAAAUAACUUUGUUAACACCAAUGAGUUUAAAAGCUAUGAAAAGUUAUUUAAAAGAUUGAACUGUAGCACAUGUAACCUAUCAUUUAGAACCAUGGAUGGUCUGAAGUGUCACAUAAAUUCAAAGCAUUCUCUUAGAAAAACAUACAAAUGUCAGUUCUGUCCAAAGGUUUUUCUCACUAGACAGGCUUCAUAUUCUCACAGAGUUAAAAUACACUCUUCAAGCAUCAACACAAAGAAUGUCAAAAAUAUCUGA